AUGAAACCAUCAGAGGAAGAACUCUCAUUCGCAUCUACUUCAUCGGAGUUUAUAAUUUGCGAAGACUCAGAACCAGAACGACUUGCGGAACUUUCAAAACAAACUAAACCAUCAAGUUCAUCUUUGGCCAUUCAUAACUCAAGAGAACCUCAUUUAAACAAAUCAUCAACAAAUAUCAUUAAACCCAAUAAAAAUGAAUUGAAAUUAGCUUCCAAUCUUACUUUCAAGUCAAAGUCUCCAUAUUUUCAAAAGGCUAUCAUUCCUACUGAGAGUGGCAAAAUCGUCUCGUCGGUCCACAAGCUCAGUACAUCGAACACAACGCGAAUAGAGGAAUCAUCAACAGCAACAAAAUGUUCUUCUCUCGACAAACAAUCGCUACCUGAGAAUCUUGCUACGUCAAUCAACACAACUUCAAAUGCUAUCGAUGUUCAUGCUGAAGAACGCGGAACCAACUCGAUCCACGUAGAGACAGAUAGUAGCAUCGAAUUGGGAAAGUCGAACGUAUCGCGCUUCAUAGACCGGCAAUCUUCAAGGGGUAGCAAAUCACCUAGCAUACCACCUAAAACAAGGAUCAGAGCUAUCUCUGUAAAAUCUGACACCAUCAGCGCUAGUUCAAAUAGUUCAUCUGACGAAAGUGUCGAUAUCCCAUAUCAUACUCUUACUCGAUUGAAUAGUUGUCCAGCUUGUUCUGAUGAUUGGAAUACAUACAAAGCACCAAGGUCUAAAUUAACUCAUAUCAAAAAAUGUGCCAAAACAAAUCUCAUACGUCCUAAAGAUAUUACGACUCGAAUUCAAAAAAUCUUAGAUAAACAAAUCACGAAUGAUACCGAUUCUUCUUCAUUACUUGAUCUUCAUAUUCAAAGUAAAAAUGUACAACUUAAUAUAUUAGAAAAAGACCCUCAAGUUCAAAAAUCAUUGAAAAAUGAUCUACUUUUUAAACCUCCUCAACAAAGUAGAUCACACCAACCGAAUCCUUCUACAUCUGGACCAACUCAUCAUACGGCAGAGAAGCACUUUAUCGGCUCUGCGGAUAGUUCUAUCCGGUCUGGAACGCACGACUUACUACACCCUGGUAAUCUUCAGGCUUUGAAAGGCGACACCGAGCAAGCUAAUCAUCCACCCGCAACGCCAGCAUUGAAUUCUGGAGAUGAGCUUGCUACCCCAUCUCCCCCAGAUCUCAUACAUAGUUCGACAUUAUUGGCACAAGCUAGAUCACGAAGUCGUACUCGCAAUUCCUUGAUCUCUAGUAAUGGGAAGACACCUUACACUUUGUGGGAUGCCGCAGGCGGUCAUGAUGGCUUUGACUUUCAACGGUCAGUUAUCACCCCGAGAGCACAAUGA
Messenger RNA from Melampsora larici-populina 98AG31, 1341 nucleotides. RefSeq lists its product as uncharacterized. The transcript has 3 exons. Lineage: Eukaryota; Fungi; Basidiomycota; Pucciniomycetes; Pucciniales; Melampsoraceae. The record is from RefSeq and is a predicted model, not a curated record. Bases 1 to 1341 code for a protein of 446 amino acids.